AUGCUGUCACGUCAGACCCGUAUAACAUUAUUAUUAAUACUUGAUUCGGUAUUCUUUUUAAUUGAGAUCAUUAUUGGGUACAGUGUAAAUUCUUUGGCUUUGAUAGCAGAUUCUUUUCACAUGUUGAACGAUGUUAUGAGUCUUAUAGUUGCAUUAUAUGCUGUCAAGCUCGCUUCACAAAGAGAUUUUUCUCCGAAAUAUUCAUAUGGUUGGCAACGUGCCGAAGUUUUGGGUGCAUUGAUAAAUGGGGUAUUCUUACUCGCUUUAUGUUUCAAUAUAGUUAUUGAAGCUAUAAAACGAUUUUUUGUAAUAGAAGUAGGAAGUGCUGGAUUACUAUCAAAUAUAAUAGGACUUUUAUUGUUUCACGAACAUGGUCACGCUGGGCAUGAUCAUUCUACAAUAUCAACUGAACCCACAAAAGAUUUAGAAGAACAACCAGAAUCUUCAUUAGACGAUAUUCUUGUGCAUCCUGCACAAACGCGUCAAUCAGUAGUUCUUGCUGCACAAAAGACCGCUCAAGAACUUCAAGAACUUGAGGAAGAAAAUGAAGAGUAUCCUGCACAAGCUCAAGAACUUGAGGAAAAUGAAGGAUCGGAUGAACUUGUAAUUGAUACUACGGCUAACGUCAACACUGUCAACCUUGCUACUACUACUACUACAGAAAAUCAUCAACCUCCUGUUGACUCAACUACUUCUACUAAUCACUUAUUUUUACAUGUAUUAGGUGAUGCAUUAGGUAAUAUAGGUGUGAUAAUUACUGCUUUAUUUAUUAAAUAUGCAGCAUUUUCAUGGAGAUUUUAUGCUGAUCCCAUUGUCAGUUUAAUUAUUACCAUAAUUAUAUUCAUGACGGCAUUACCAUUAGGUGUACCUUCAGUUCAUGAACUUCAUAUAUGGCAAUUAUCUGAUACAAAACGUAUAGCAUCUGUACACGUUUUACUUGCACCUUCAGCUGAUUACGUAACCAUAGCUGCUAAUAUUAGAGGAUUACUUCAUGCAUAUGGUGUACACUCUACUACCAUACAACCAGAAUUCAUAAAGGUUGAUGUAAACGCUAAUGGAGGUGAACGUACAGUUGUUGUAGCAAAUCCCGGAAAUCCCGUUGAAUCUGAAUUAAUUCCUAAUGAAAUUGAGAAUCAUGAAUAUUCAUGUCUUCUUCGCUGUUCAGAGGAUGAUUCAUGUGCUCAGAAUUUAUGUUGCCCACCACCAAAACAGCAGGUCGAAUCACCUGAUAAAUUUAUUUAG
Molecule: messenger RNA, 1242 nt
Organism: Diversispora eburnea
Lineage: Eukaryota; Fungi; Glomeromycota; Glomeromycetes; Diversisporales; Diversisporaceae
Source: the annotation of a GenBank genome assembly